Messenger RNA from Cryptomeria japonica (Japanese cedar), 1176 nucleotides. RefSeq names its product cyclin-U2-1. Bases 192 to 890 code for a protein of 232 amino acids. The record is from RefSeq and is a predicted model, not a curated record. Gene Ontology annotation, molecular function: protein kinase binding. The transcript is spliced from 2 exons. Gene Ontology annotation, biological process: regulation of cyclin-dependent protein serine/threonine kinase activity. NCBI's taxonomy places the organism in Eukaryota, Viridiplantae, Streptophyta, Pinopsida, Cupressales, Cupressaceae.
CAACGCAACUUCCUGUGAGGUUUCCAAUGGAUUUAACAAUUAUCUUACACCAUUCUAUAAAAGUGUAAAACAUUGUUCGUUUAUUUCUCAUUGGAUCACUAAGUGUACAUUCAGUUCAAAUUCAAAGCUCAGCACAAACCCACACUAUUGGGCGUUUCAAUUUUUGAGGUUGGAAAGGACCCUCUGUGACUAUGGAUUCUAUUGGGACCCAACUCAUUUCUCCAACAAGAAUUCGUUCCGAUCUCUAUUCUUUUGACAGUGCAGAACAAUCAUGUCCCUGCGUGCUCUCUGUUUUAUCAUCUCUUCUGGAGAGAGUUGUGAGCAGGAAUGAUAGAUUGGCUGUGUCAAACAACAUCACUUUCAGCCCACCUAAGUACGAUGUGUUCAAUGGAUUGGAGGUCCCAGAUAUUAGCAUACAACACUAUUUGGAGAGGAUUUUCAGAUACAUUCGCUGCAGUCCUUCGGUAUUUGUGGUGGCAUAUGCUUACAUCGACCGUCUUAUUCAAUUCCAUCCACAAUUCAAGAUUAACUCUCAGAAUGUCCAUCGACUCAUCAUUGUCACUGUCAUGAUCGCCUCCAAGUUCGUCGAAGACAUUAACUACAAGAACUCGUACUAUGCCACAGUUGGAGGGUUCAGCAGGGAAGAAAUAAAUAGAUUAGAGAUGGAGUUUCUUUUUCUUCUUGGUUUCAAAUUGCAAGUGACAGUAAAUGUUUUCGAAAGGUAUUGCUGUCACCUGGAGAGGGAGGUUGCAAUGGGCGGAGGAUUCCAAAUCGAGAGGAGUCUUCGGCUAUCUUGUGCAAAAGAUGAAACUUGUGGCCCGAAUUCAAAAUCCCGCAUGGCUGUCUAUGGCUUAUCAUCUUAUAGUCAUAUAAAGAAUAGAAGAGUUUAAACAGUCGUAUGCAGAACAUCUUUAUGUGAGUCUGUAAAACUUUCUACUUACAAUGCAGGUAAGUCCAGUGCAGGAGACCAGCAAUUGUAAAUAUGUAAAUUACUUAUGAAAAAAAUCUGUAUUUCUGCUUAAAAUCCCCAUUUAAUAACCUAGACUUGGGUAUCCAUAUUUCACUCAGGAUUGAAGCAAUUCGCCAUGUAAAUACUAGUCCCUGUGUAAAGUAGUACAGCGAGAUCCAAAUGUAUCUGUAAAAGAAAUGCUGAAUUUGCCUUUUCCUAAAGAGCUA